CCUACUCCGGAUGUUGACCAUCAGCUGAGAGGAGCAAGAUGGCGGUCGCACGGUUGUUUUGCGGGCUCGCGCUGUUGCUGUGUUGCACUUUGGGGGUCCGGGGGUCCCUGGACACUGCCCUGGGGGACAGCUCGUCCUGUCAUCAAGUGUGCGAAGGCACUUACCCCCUACACACCUACCCGGAGGAGGAGGAGCUGUUCGCCUGUCACCGAGGCUGUCGUCUGUUUUCCAUCUGUCAGUUUGCUGAAGAAGGAGACUUGAACAAGACGAAGACGGAAUGUGAAUCGGCUUGUAUUGAGGCCUAUCCACAGUCCAAUGAGCAGUAUGCCUGUAUCCUGGGCUGUCACAGUCAGAUGCCUUUUGCAGAGAAGCGACAAGACGAGCUCUCUGACAUGGUGCCACGGAUACACGUUCUCUUUCCUUUGACAGUAGUAAAAGCUUUCUGGAGUGAUAUGAUGGAUUCUGCGCAGAGCUUCAUGACAUCAUCCUGGACUUUCUACAUACAAGCCGAUAAUGGACACAUCCUUGUGGUGCAGUCUCAGCCAGAAAUUCAGCAGAUGCCACCACUGGAGCCAGAAGCCCUAUCACCAAGAGGGAACAUGCUGGACGCUGUGCCUUCAGAUUUAGGAAAUGGGCAUUCAGUUGGCGAGGGUCUUUGGAGCCGAAGAGCUAGCAUUCUGGAGCUAGAUGGAGAAGGGAUUAUGAAGUGUUUCUCAAUGAACUCUAAUUGGCUGCUGACUGCAACAUUGCUUCUGUCUAUCCUGGUUCUGCUCUGGAUUUGUUGUGCGACAGUGGCAACCGCGUCGGAUCAGUAUAUCCCUUCUGAGAAACUGAGCAUCUACGGAGAUCUGGAAUACCUGAAUGAGCAGAAGCUUCACAAAUACUCCCCUGCAUCUCUAGUAGUUGUCCACGGUCUUCCCCAGGAAAAUGAAGACGCUGGACCUUUACCAACUAAAGUGGACCUGGCCAAGUCUGACAUUUAGGCCAGCCGCCCCUCUCUCUCCAUGCCACCACUUUUGAGGGGCAUCGGUUGCAAUGUGGAUUUUUAGUAAAACGAUGGAAUCAAACUAUCUGACUGUCAGAAUUCAUACUCUGGGUGGUUUUAGGGAAAGGGGGAGUCUGUGAUGUGGACUUUUAUAUUCUAGUUUAGAACUAUUUGCAUCCUACAAGGGAUGUGAUGUGAUCUUUUCACCGUCGGGUUUCCUAAUUUUUCUUUCUAAUUUUAUGUCUUCUGUAAAGCUUUCUUAUAUACAGGUAGGUGAUAUCCUGUUCUUGGUGUGAAUCUGCUUUGCUUUUAUCUAUAUAAGAGUCGGCUUUCCAGCGUUUCUUUGUUGCAUUCAUUGAAUUCUUUUUUGGCUGUUUACAGGUUAAUAUGAGAGCAGUGAUCCAGAAAACCUGCCCUUGGACUGUGCAACAGAGGAUCGCCUGCAAAGCAGGCUUUUUAUUUCUCCUAAAAUAAGCCCUCCAGGGGUGCACAUUAUAUCUAUAGCUUAUACUGGGUGCCAGGAAUAUAUCUACACCUGUAACUUUUACUUAAAUCUUUUACAUUCUGAAGAACUAACAGCCUAUUAAUUGCACACUUUGGCUCUGAAAAAUGAAUAGCUGAGAUAAUAGCGGUUGAUUUGCCCACCAUUAAUAUACUUUAAAGUGUAUAGCAUUUCAGAAGACUUUUGACAUACCACAGUAACAGAGGUUUUGACCAGUGGAGGUGCAGGUGCUUGUGAUCUGCACUGAUCAGUGAAAUGGCAGAGUACUGUUCCCCUUGGGCUGUAAUCAGUCUGUACACUUUGAAACCUACUUCUCCGAGAAGGUGAACAGAUUGUAAGGGUCUCAGCAUUUGACCCCCUCACUGAUCACAACUAUGACAUGUCAAAAGUUUUCUGAAAUGAUAGGCACACUUUAAAUGACUGGCAGAGCUUCCGACUUGCUCCCAUCAUAUCGGAGCAAAAAAAAAAAAAAAAAAUCAUAUUCUCUUGGUUGGUGACUCAGGACAAUCACAGCAAAGUCUCUAAAGAAAUUUUAGGCAAUGUUAGGAAUUUAAAAUGUGUAUAAUAGUGGGUGAGCUGCCAGGUGACACCCUUUUUGCUUCCAGGUUUCUGUCGAUGAUUCCUGCUAGUAUUUCACAAUUACAGAACAAUGUUGCCGUGAAGAAAAACUUUGCUUUUAUUCGACACUUUGCACCCUUUGCUGAAUCUCUCGAUACUGGUUGCUUGGUCUUUGUUUGCCAAGCUCCAGGGAUGAUAUGUCACCCCAACUUGCAAUUGGCCGCAGUGUCGUGCUGUCACUUGAUGAUCGGUGGGGAUCUGUCUUCUAGGACCCGCAGACCUUGAGAAUGAAGGGGACGCAGCGCUGGUUUAGCAUAUUCUGCCCAGCAGUUUCCUGGUCAGGAUACUGAAGCCAGAUCCAUUCACUUUAAUGGGGCCACACUGCAAUACCAUGCACUGCGAUGGCCAGAGAUCCAGUGUGCCAGUAAAAAGAGUAAAGUAGAUUCCGUGCUAAAUGAGCGCUGCUGCUUCUUCAUUAUCAAGAUCGAUUCCAGAGGUCGUACCCCCACCUAUUCUCUAUACCAGGGAUGCUCAACCUGCGGCCCUCCAGCUGUUGCAAAACUACAACUCCCAGCAUGCCCAGACAGCCUUCAGCUAUCAGCCUACAGCAGGGCAUGGUGGGAGUUGUAGUUUUACAACAGCUGGAGGGCCGCAGGUUGAGCAUCCCUGCUAUAUACCAUCUCUUUAUAAGAUGGGAAUACCCUUUUAAUAUUGAUUUGCUUAUUCUGUACUGAUACUGGGCCUCAUUUAGCAAAAUUGGUAAAAAAUCCAAGGCAACCAAUCAGCUCAGCUUUCAUCUCCUAAAGUUCUCCCAUGAAAUAAAAGCUGACCUUUAAUUGGUUGCUGUGAAUUGAGUUACCCAGUUCCUUCCCAACUCGUGACCAAUGCUAAAUUCAGAAUUCUGCUAGAUUCUGGUCACCAGAGCAUUAUUGGAGCAGAUGAGUUCCACAGGUAGCUGUUGGGUCACAUGUCUGACAGUGGAGAUGCCGCGCUGUCUGUUUCCCUGGGCAACCAGCAGAUUUUGGUAAUGUGGAUAGAAACCAUAAAACAACAAAGUGACAAAACAUUAUAUAGCGUUAAGCGUUGGGAUGUCGGUAAAGGCACAAUUUAGUUUUUAAGAACAAACUUUACAGAUUUCUAAAUGUUAUCAACUACAGCCAGACACAUCAACAAACUGUUCAGGAUGUAGCCGUGUGGAAUGUUUGCUUCACAAGGGAUAUGAAGUGUAAAUCUGCAGUUCGCCUUUAAUAAAAUUAAAUCUCAAAAUGUGAA
This is a messenger RNA of Bufo bufo (common toad), 3317 nucleotides long. It is a transcript of the gene TMEM59, whose product is annotated as transmembrane protein 59. The transcript has 8 exons. The record is from RefSeq and is a predicted model, not a curated record. Gene Ontology annotation, cellular component: lysosome; late endosome. Lineage: Eukaryota; Metazoa; Chordata; Amphibia; Anura; Bufonidae. Gene Ontology annotation, biological process: positive regulation of autophagy. Bases 39 to 983 code for a protein of 314 amino acids.